Molecule: messenger RNA, 1269 nt
Organism: Ostrinia nubilalis (European corn borer)
Lineage: Eukaryota; Metazoa; Arthropoda; Insecta; Lepidoptera; Crambidae
Exons: 8
Coding region: 1-1269 (422 amino acids)
Biological process (GO): sensory perception of smell; detection of chemical stimulus involved in sensory perception of smell
Cellular component (GO): plasma membrane
Molecular function (GO): odorant binding; olfactory receptor activity
Source: RefSeq, a predicted model, not a curated record
AUGUUAUUCAAAAGGGAAGGAGACCCUUUAGCACUGAAUUAUUUCAAAAUCAUAAGAAUCUUCAUGGUGGCCCCGGGCGCAUGGCCGGCGGAUGUAUUUGGAGAGAAGCUAUCACUGCUCGUAAGAGUUCACAGAGCGUUGAUGCCGUACCACACGAGCGUCGUCGUUAUUGGUGAACUCUAUUACCUGUAUAUUCACAAGGAGGAGUUAGACUUUCUUAAUAUGGGACACAUGAUUAUAUUCACGUUUUUAGGAGUACUAAUAGCUAUCAGAAGUAUCCUACCACAGUUACGGAAAUAUCAUUUGUUGCUUACAAAAUUCGUAAAGGUUAUGCAUUUGAUGCAUUUCAAAAAUAAAGGACCUUAUUACAAACAGAUAAAUGAAACUGUUGACAAAAUUUCCUAUUAUUACACAAUUUUUGCAGCAAUAGUAGUUGCUACUGCAAUGAUAAAUUUUAACAUUGUCCCGUUGUUUAAUAACGUUACAAACGUUCUUAUUUACAAGACUGAAAACUAUACUCUAGAAUUUGCUUUAUAUUACAAAUAUCCCGGUUUUGACCCACUCGAUUACUUCACAAGUACUACCAUUUAUAAUGUAUAUCUAUCGUACAACUGCGGCAUUAUGGUAUCCGGGAUCGAUUUAAUACUGUUUCUGAUAAUUUUCCAAAUAAUCGGACACGUGUACAUUCUGAGAUACAACCUUGAAAACUUUCCGUCGCCGAAAAUUAAAGUAGUUUUCAAAUUAGAGGAAAUUUUAAAAUACAAAGGAAACGAGGACAUCUCAUCAGAAAUGUUUGAUGCAGAGGAAAACAAAGAAGUGCGUUUAAAAUUGGCAGAAUGCAUUGAACAUCAUAAACUAAUAAUUGGUUUUACAGAUGAACUUUCGGAGUUGUUCGGGCCCAUCUUAGCCAUUAACUACUUUUUUCAUCUAGUUUGUUGUAGCUUGUUACUGCUGGAAUGUUCAGAAGGUGGUGCUUGGAUUCGUUAUGGACCUUUGACUGUAGUGAUAUACGGCCAACUGAUUCAAAUGUCAGUCAUUUUUGAGAUGUUGGGUUCAGAGACUGAAAAGUUGCCAGAUUCAGCUUACUUCCUGCCGUGGGAGUGCAUGGACACCAGCAACCGGCGGACGGCGUGCAUCAUGCUGCACAAGAUGCAGUACAAGAUCAGCCUCAAGGCGCUGGGGCUGGCGGCCGUCGGCGUCAGCACCAUGACCGGGAUAUUGAAGACAACAUUUUCAUACUACGCUUUUCUGCAAACAAUGGGAGAUUAG